Messenger RNA from Oncorhynchus tshawytscha (Chinook salmon), 1516 nucleotides. RefSeq names its product urokinase plasminogen activator surface receptor-like. The coding region runs from base 458 to 1075 and encodes 205 amino acids. The transcript is spliced from 5 exons. The record is from RefSeq and is a predicted model, not a curated record. Lineage: Eukaryota; Metazoa; Chordata; Actinopteri; Salmoniformes; Salmonidae.
UCCAGUUUGACCUUACUGUGAGCAUGAUUUGUUCCAGUUUGACCUUACUGUGAGCAUGAUUUGUUCCAGUUUGACCUUACUGUGAGCAUGAUUUGUUCCAGUUUGACCUUACUGUGAGCACAUAAAGGAAUGCAAAGGUGACAUUCACACAAAAAGGACGCAGUGUCAGCAGCAAAUGUGUUGAGCAAAUGUUGUAUAUUUUGUUUGGCAGACCUUUGUGUCUGCUAUGAUAAACCAACCACUCUACAGCCCUUGGAAAUAUGGAGAUAAAUGUCACAUUUAACAAUGCUGUACCUGAUACAUUUGGGGGAUUUGGGAAAUUAAUGAUUAACUUAUGUGGAUAAGAAACAGUUUGAAUAGGCUGAACGAUCAGUAAAUGAUGUGAAACGGUUGAAAGACAGCUGUAUUUGUAAGGAGCUCAGUUCAUUUGUACCUCGUAGCGGUCUAUCUAUCCACGAUGAAGCUCAUCCUGACAAUCUCCUGCGCCUUCACACUGUUCUACACAGCUGACAUGCUCAAUUGCUACACCUGUGAGCCUGAGGAUGAAAAAUGUCGGACAACAGUAUUAAAGAACUGUGUGAAAGCAGUAUGUUCCACCUUAACAAGCAUAGAAUAUCCUUCAGAUUCCAUCAGAGUAUCUAAGGGUUGUACGUAUGUAGCCAAAAACUGUUAUUUCAUGGAUAAAGUAACAGAACUGUCAAUGAACAACGGAUACUCACAAGCCUCCCAAUCCUCGUUUUGCUGCAACACGACAGGCUGCAACAUAGACACCCUCCCUGCCCUCAGUGACAAGCCCAAUAAACUACAAUGUCACACCUGGGUGAAUGGUACUUAUGAAGUUUUGCAAUGCAUUGGAAUUGAAGACCACUGCUUCAAAUAUAAACAGCUCACUCCUGAUGGGGGCAAAGUCACCAUUUAUGGAGGCUGUGCCUCCAGUGACUCAUGCCUCUGGUCUGAGAUGCCCAACCAGACGAACCUCAACUGCUGCAAGGGGAGUCUGUGUAACAAAGCCAUGGGGAUGAGUCUGAGUUCUCUCCCUCUUCUGCUGGGUCUCCUCCUCAUCUCACUGGUCUAGUUAGUGGGAGGAUUCAUGGUAAUCCCAGCCGUUGGUGUGAUAUCCACAAUAAAUCUAUGUGUCAAUAUAUUGGUACAUCUAAGAAAUUUGAAACAUAAGUAAUAUUAUUGUGUUUGGAUGUUCAUUUAUUCGCAAAAGAAAUGGAAAUUGUAGAAUUAUUUUAAAAUCUGUAGUCACUCAUGUCACUCUUUACUCUUUACUUGUACAUUACGUUACUGUAUAUUAUAAACUGGGUGGUACGAGUCCUGAAUGCUGAUUGGCUGACAGCCGUGGUAUGUCAGACUGUAUACCACGUGUAUGACAAAACAUGUAUUUUUACUGCUCUAAUUACUUUGGUAACCCGAUUAUAUUAUGCCUUUAUAUUAUUAAGCAAUAAGGCCCAAGGGGUUUGUGGUAUAUGACCAAUAUACCACGGAUAAGGCCUGUAACCAGGCACUCUGU